Molecule: messenger RNA, 2328 nt
Organism: Seriola aureovittata
Lineage: Eukaryota; Metazoa; Chordata; Actinopteri; Carangiformes; Carangidae
Gene: hspb8
Product: heat shock protein b8
Exons: 3
Coding region: 487-1152 (221 amino acids)
Biological process (GO): cellular response to unfolded protein
Cellular component (GO): cytoplasm; nucleus; protein folding chaperone complex
Molecular function (GO): protein homodimerization activity
Source: RefSeq, a predicted model, not a curated record
UUGACCAGGACACACGGCUGAAAGCUUCACGCGGAGUAGAACAAGAGGUUCUUUUAUUCCCGUGUGUUUCUACUGGAAAGAUGUGAAGGUUUAGUAUUAGUUUUGACGUGGGUGUUUUUUUGCAGUGUGAACGCUCUCCAGAUCCUCCCAGCACUUUCCCGUCACUUGCUCUGUGCGGACUCACCGUCUGGGAAAUCGGGUCCAGUAUAAAACCCGCCGCCAGCAGGAAUUAGUUCAGUUCACUUGAAGGUUUUAAGAAACUUGAUGUCAACUUGGGAGUUUGUUGUUGGAUCAACAGGUGACUGAUUGCGUAACGGUGAUGCGCGUAAUCCAAAAGAGAUAAAGUUUUACCACACAGACGUAUAAGACGUUUCUGAUUUAAAAAAAAAAAAAAAAAGAAAGAAAGAAAAAAAAGAAAGAAGUUUUGGUUGAAGGUUGUUUUGGUACAAAAAGCUGAACUUUUCCCGGUUCUGAACUCGGCUGGACAUGGCAGAGGGAGACUUCUACACUAUGGGAAGCCGGCAGAGGUUUCCCAGGGAUCCUUUUGGAGAGUCACCGUUCAGGGAUCAGUCUCCGUUCAGGGAGCAGAUGGCGUCUCGGUUUAUGGAUGACGAAUUUGGGAUGCCACCUUUCCCCGAUGAUCUGGCGAUGGACUGGCCGGGCUGGGCUCGGCCGGGCCGGCUAAGCACGCGCCUCAGCACCUCGCCUUUCAGCAGCAGUUUACGCUCAGGGUUCCCCGCGCGUCAGUCCGCGGGAGGCCCCGCGCUGUACACCAGCAGGUACGGAGAGCCCUCGUCCCGGAGCUCCCCCACCACCACCGGGGGGGAGCCCUGGAAAGUUUGCGUCAACGUCCACAGCUUCAAACCAGAGGAAUUAAACGUGAAAACGAGAGACGGGUUUGUAGAAGUGUCAGGGAAACAUGAAGAGAAGCAGGAAGAAGGAGGCAUCGUGACAAAGAAUUUCACAAAGAAGAUACAGAUCCCCAUAGAUGUGGACCCUCUGACAGUCUUCGCCUCCUUGUCCCCCGAGGGCGUCCUCAUCAUCGAAGCUCGGCAGACGCCUCCGUAUUACCUCUUCAGCAACGAGGGCUCCCAGAGCGGCGAGACGCAGGAGGUGGAGGUCCCCAAACCCCAAGAGGCACAGAUGGUCUAAACCCCGACCCUCUAACAUGACAGAUCACCCUGCACAAUCACUUACAAGUUUGAUAUGAAAUUUGUGGCCUUCAGCUUCAUGUUGUUACAAACCUGGAAUUAAAAUGUGUAAAAUAUACUAGGAGAUAUUCAAGUCCCAUUUUGCAUGUUAAAGCUGCGCCAGGCAAGACUUUAAUGUAGAAAAUAUAAAUUUUUACAAUGAAGAGCCUUUUAUUUCCUCAAUUAAUCAUUUGUCCAUAAAAUAUCAAUAAAUUGUAAAAAGUAACAUCACUUUUUUUCUCCAAACACUAAGGUGACAUCUUCAUAUACCUUUUUUUUUUUUCGAUUAAGUGCAAAACCCAAAGAUAUUGUGUUCUGUCUAUUUCAGUUCCAUUUCCCUUUUUAAUUUAAAUUUAAACCCAAAGUUCAUAUGACCAGGAAAAGCAGGACUCUUUAACUUCAGAUCCUUUUUUUCCUUCCUUUUUUCCUUUCCUUUAUUACAGAAAGAUCACAGACCAGCUGGUUUGGUAAACAUGAUUAUGUCAUCAGCAUUUAACUGAUGUCACAUUUCAUGUUUUCUAGGUUCUGAAGGUCAACAUUUGUCAGUGUUAAUUUGUCUUGUGCAGCUUUAAUAUUAUACAAGGUUAUGCAAUCAUAGCCUUCUCAGUAAACAGUAAGUUAAUACGUGUCAACUUCUAAAGAAUCACAUUUAUAUUUAUAUUUAUAUUAACAUGAAGUUCAUUUAGUGGAACAAUCUUUGCAUCAAACAUAUUGUACGUGAUUCCUUUAGUUUAAAAAAAAAAAAUAUGAAUGUGCCUUUAUUUACUCGGGUGCCUUGACAGUUCUACUGCUGUUUAUCUCUUUUAGUUAAUGAAUGUCACUUAAACUGACAAGAAACGCAAGUUUUGUAGCUUAGCAGAGGGUGAAUUGUGUGCAGUAAUACUGUAUUCUACCGAAGUGUAUUGUAAAUAUACUUUAAUAUGUACCAAUUCAUUAUAAAUAUUAAACUGAAGUGUUCCAGGUUUUUUGCAAUAUGGUUUGAAUUUUUCUUUUCUAUUUGAGUCAUUCAGAAAGAUUGCUGCAUGAUUGUUGGAGCGGACAGGCUGACUUGUUUGCCAAAGACGUUUGUUUCCUGCCUUCUUUUCUGUUGAUGUCUUUGUCUUGGCUGAUGCAAUAAAAAUGUCCAGCCAAUCUCUCA